Molecule: messenger RNA, 1032 nt
Organism: Rotaria sp. Silwood2
Lineage: Eukaryota; Metazoa; Rotifera; Eurotatoria; Philodinida; Philodinidae
Source: the annotation of a GenBank genome assembly
AUGGAAAUAAUUGAUUUAUAUUCAAUUGUUAAUUCUGGUUUAUAUUUAUUUGUUAAAAAUCUUAAAAAUGUAUAUUCACUUUGUCGAAUUGAAUCAAUUCGUCAUAAAUCUUCACCUGUUGUUUUAUUUGAUAAACUUCCAUGUUUACCAAAAUCUAUUUCAUUUGAUAAAAAAGGUGAAUUAUGUGUUUUUGUAAAUGUUGAUGGAACAAUAAUAUACAUUUUAAAUAUAAUUAAUAAUCAAAUUAAAAAUAUGUUAAUAACAAAACAAAAUUUAUCAUAUCAUGAUAAAAUAACAUGUGCACAAAUUCAUCCAAAUGAAGAAACAGUUGCAUUAGGAACACAAUCUGGUCGAAUUGCUCUUUGGUAUAAUUUUAUAAAUUCAACAAAUAAAGAACCAACAGUAUCAUAUUUACAUUGGCAUUCAUUACCUGUUAUUUGUUUAGCAUUUUCAUUUGAUGGUUCAUAUUUAUUAUCUGGUGGUCAUGAAUGUGUACUUGUUAAAUGGCUUUAUAGAAAAAGUGAGCCAACAUUUCGACCACGACUUGGUGCACCUAUUAUUCAUGUUACUUCGUCAAAUGAUCAAACAUUUUAUGUAUCAACUCAUUCAGAUAAUUCUCUUCAUUUAAUUGGAAGUAAUUUAUCAAUUCAACAAACCAUCGGUGGAAUUAAUCAUAUGUUUAUUCCUCAACAGGCUUCAUUACCUGCUGGUAAAAAAAACACAAAAUUUUCAUUGUAUUUUAUUUUUAUUAUUAUAAAAGACUUGUAUAAGUCUAUUAUUGACUGAGAUAAGAAUAUAAUUAAAGAAGUUCUUAGGAAGUCAUUGAUUGUUUUUUAUAAAUUCAAUUGAUUGUUUCUCCUUGCACACAAGAAUAAGCUGCUUUAUCGAGUAUGAUUAAUAAUAGAAAUCUUUCAUGAAAAUAUUCUAUUAUUUUCAUAAUUUUUUCAGACUUUUUAACUGUUAAACAUCUACCAAUAAUGUUUAUUUCAUUUGUUUCUUUUUUGAAAUUUUUCAUGUGAAAAACGUUAAAAU